Linderina pennispora is the source of this 1140-nucleotide messenger RNA. Its product is annotated as Aldo/keto reductase. The transcript has a single exon. The record is from RefSeq and is a predicted model, not a curated record. Gene Ontology annotation, molecular function: D-arabinose 1-dehydrogenase [NAD(P)+] activity. NCBI's taxonomy places the organism in Eukaryota, Fungi, Kickxellomycota, Kickxellomycetes, Kickxellales, Kickxellaceae. The coding region runs from base 70 to 1080 and encodes 336 amino acids. Gene Ontology annotation, cellular component: cytosol. Gene Ontology annotation, biological process: dehydro-D-arabinono-1,4-lactone biosynthetic process.
GCCUUUUCUUUAUCGCAAGCUUUGGGUAACAGGCCUCGCCUCCUUUUUUACACUCUUGUUCGCUUUACAAUGCCUGUUGGAGACAGAACUUCGCUUGAAUCCUUGUCAAAGGUCGGUCUCGGGUGCGGCGUGUUCAGCGGCGCAUACGGCCCAGCCUCACAGGAGAAUGCGAUCGAGGCUGUGCGCACGGCCUUCAGCAGCGGCAUCAACCUGGUAGACACUUCGCCUUAUUACAACGACAGCGAGAUAAAGCUGGGAAAGGCGCUGUUGGCACUGCGUCCCGAGUUCCCGCGCUCGUCGUACCACAUCUGCACCAAGCUCGGGCGCUACGGCUACCACACCGCAGAUUUUGAUUACUCGCGCGAGCGUGUCCAAGCCAGUGUCAGCGAGAGCAUGCGCCGUAUGCACACCGACUACCUGGACAUUGUUCUGUGCCAUGACGUCGAGUUUGUCAGUAUCUCCGAGGUUGUUGACCAGGCGCUGCCCGAGUUGUUUGUGCUCAAGGCUAAGGGCAUUGUGCGCAAUGUCGGGAUCAGCGGUUACCCGCUGCCAGUGCUGCUGGAGAUUGCCCAGAUCCAGCAGCAGCGUGGGAAUCCGCUCGACGUUGUCCUGUCGUACUGCAACUACAACCUGCAUUGCCAGACGCUGAAGGAGUACGUGCCCAGGCUGCGCGACGCAGGCGUAACGACCAUCAUUGCGGCCAGCCCGCUGUCCAUGGGAUUGCUAACCUCUGGCCCAACGCCCGAAUGGCACCCAGCCAAGGAUGAGGUCAAGAGCGCAGUUGCAGAGUGCGUCGCUUUGGUUGACAAGACAUUGGUGAACAAGCAUGGCGUGACGCUGGCGGAGAUGGCAGAGAAGUUUGCGUUCGGGUUUGAUGGAGUCGAUGUGCAUCUGGUUGGUGCAAGGACCAAGGAGGAAGUGAUGCGUGCACUGAGUGCCUAUGAGAGCACGCAGGAGUCGAAGAUGUCGAAUGGCGGCAAGUACAGGGACGAGGAAGUGCAGGCUGUUUAUGAGCAAGUGAAAGAGAUUCUGGAACCCUUUUCCAACUACACCUGGCCGUCGCCACCUGCAGACGCCUGACUGUUGGGCAUUUAGCCAAGGGCACACACUAGAAGGUAUAUCAAUACAUGACAAGCGUUU